Capsicum annuum is the source of this 1095-nucleotide messenger RNA. RefSeq names its product elongation factor 1-delta 1. NCBI's taxonomy places the organism in Eukaryota, Viridiplantae, Streptophyta, Magnoliopsida, Solanales, Solanaceae. Gene Ontology annotation, biological process: translational elongation. The coding region runs from base 161 to 856 and encodes 231 amino acids. The record is from RefSeq and is a predicted model, not a curated record. Gene Ontology annotation, molecular function: translation elongation factor activity; guanyl-nucleotide exchange factor activity. The transcript has 7 exons. Gene Ontology annotation, cellular component: eukaryotic translation elongation factor 1 complex; cytosol.
AAUUGGGUGGCCCAAUGAUUUAAGGGAAGCCCAAGUUGAAUUCAGAGUUACAACCCUAAGAUCGGUUACACUUGCCUUUGCAUCUAUCUUUGCUUCUCCAUCCUUGUGCAUCCGUUUCUCUCAUCAAGUCUUCAGUGAUCCCUACAUCUCGAAAGGCGCAAUGGCUGUUGCAUUCAGCAACCUCAACUCUGAUUCUGGCCUCAAGAAGCUUGAUGAGUACCUGCUCACCCGCAGUUACAUCACCGGGUACCAAGCCUCCAAGGAUGACAUCACUGUGUAUUCAUUUCUAGCAAAACUCCCAUCACCUGCAUAUGUUAAUGCAUCUAGGUGGUAUAAGCACAUUGAUGCACUUUUGAGAAUCCCUGGUGUAUCUGGCGAAGGCGCUGGUGUUACCGUAGAGGGGUCUGCUUCCAUCACUGAGGCUGUGGCAACUCCUCCUGCUGCUGACAAUAAAGCCCCAGCUGCUGAAGAAGAAGAUGACGAUGACGUUGACCUAUUUGGUGAGGAAACUGAAGAGGAAAAGAAGGCUGCUGAAGAACGUGCUGCGGCCCUGAAGGCUUCAGGGAAGAAGAAAGAAUCUGGAAAGUCCUCAGUUCUCAUGGAUGUCAAGCCAUGGGAUGAUGAGACCGAUAUGAAAAAGCUUGAAGAAGCUGUUCGAGGUGUUCAGAUGGAAGGAUUGACUUGGGGAGCAGCUAAACUUGUUCCUGUUGGAUAUGGUAUAAAGAAGCUGCAAAUUAUGCUUACCAUUGUGGAUGACUUGGUCUCUGUGGAUGAUCUCAUUGAGAAUUAUCUGACUGUUGAGCCUAUCAAUGAGUAUGUUCAGAGCUGUGACAUCGUUGCUUUCAACAAGAUAUGAAUUAUGUUGCUCCGAAGUUUUGAUGGAAAUGGGUGGCUAUUGGUAGUUCUUUGUUAGCUUCUCUUCGUGCAUCUUUUUUCCCCUUGUCAAAAGGGUGUUACUUGAUAAUGCAUCUGUUUCGCUCCUUGUUUGGAAGAAAAUUUACUUGUAUGAGUAUCGGUUUUGAAAAACCUUCACAUUGCUGUCGCUGGUUCUCUUCAUUCACAACAGUUUUAUAUAUACUAUUGUUGAAUGCACCA